AUGGCUGAAUCAACAUCACCAUCAAUAUCUCGUUCACCACAUAAACUUCUUGAAUAUACAUCAUGUAUUAAUACAACUGUAUCAUCAUCAACAACAAUAUCAACAUGUGGAAAUAUAAAUGCUCAUUCAAGUUUUGAUUUAAUUAGUCAACCACGUGAUUGUGAUACUUUAGUAAAUAGAUGUGAAAAUAAUCAUCGAAUACUUGAACGUGAUCUACGUCGAUUAGAUAUUAAUCCUACUAAAUAUAAUUUGGAAUUAUAUAAUAAAAAAUUAGAUAGAACGCCAUCAAUAUCAUUGCCAUCAACACCUAUUGAACAUUUAUCUACAAAAUUUCAUCCUCGAUAUCAACCAUUAUCAUUAACUCAAACAAUUAAAAAUGAUUUUGAUGAUGACGAGGAUGAUAAUGACGACGAUAAUGAUGAUGAUGAUGAUGAUGAGUUACCACAUUUUCGUUUACCAUCUCCAAGAGAUUAUGUGGUAAAUAUGCCUGGACAAAUGACAACUGAAUCAAUCUCAAAUUCAAAAAGUACUUUACAAUCGAUAUCAUCUUCAUCAUCUUCAUCACCAUCAGAAUCAAACAUUCCAAUUUUAUAUGGUGUUGAUUGGACAGAUCGAGCAUCUUCUACGUCACAUUGUUGGUUUCCAUAUCAUCAAAAUGACCCUGCAUCAUCGCCAGCAUGUGCGUUUUUUUUCUUGUAA
This is a messenger RNA of Adineta steineri, 699 nucleotides long. NCBI's taxonomy places the organism in Eukaryota, Metazoa, Rotifera, Eurotatoria, Adinetida, Adinetidae. The record is from the annotation of a GenBank genome assembly.